Xenopus tropicalis (tropical clawed frog) is the source of this 1939-nucleotide messenger RNA. RefSeq names its product protein SSUH2 homolog. The record is from RefSeq and is a predicted model, not a curated record. Lineage: Eukaryota; Metazoa; Chordata; Amphibia; Anura; Pipidae. The transcript is spliced from 13 exons. Bases 266 to 1270 code for a protein of 334 amino acids.
ACCUUCCCUGGUGGGCGAGGUUAAAGCUAAGGGAAUGUGUGUGAGAGGAGACAGUCUCACUCAGUGUGAGACAGCAGCAAAGGUGCUGCACGGCAGUCACUGAGAGGUGGUCCUGUGGUUAACUCUUUCAUCACCAGUACAGCGAGGGCCUACCCGAGGAAAAGAGUCCCAUGUAACACAUGCUCUACCGGGAGUUGCUGGGGGUUGCGACUGGUUGAGUCCCAGCUGGAUAAGAAAAGGAAGAAUUCUUGAUCAGUCACCCAAAAUGAGUCAGCCAUCCCAGCUUAUGAGUGAUCCAAUCAUCAAUCCAGCAGAGGGUAAAUCCGUGCCUACACCAAAUCCAGCUGUGCCGCUUCCUGUAGACCCAAACUGGAGCCUUCCAGCGAUCACAGAAGAUGUUGCAAAAGAAUCUUUACUGGAGUAUGCCUCGGAUAAGUUAUGUUAUGGCACCUCCCCAGCAAAAAAUCUGGAAGUCAAAGAGCUCAGGCCCUUUAAUACCUAUAGGUACCGUCUGGAAAGCUUCACAGAAUCACGAGUUUUUGAGAAGCAGAUUAAACCUUAUGAAGGUGAGAAAGAUGACAAAGGAGCCAAAGUUCCAAAAUCUCCUUGGGAAAUCCCCGUACGAUGCCCAGUCCUCUUUAAGGAUGGUGAGCAGAAAAUGCCAGUUGUUGGCACAACCUCUAUUAAGACCUGUGAUCUUUGCAAAGGGAAAGGCACAGUCACAUGCGGAGAGUGCUCCGGCUCUGGCACGGUCCAGUGUUCCGCAUGCUAUGGGAUAUUAAGAACAGAUGAAGUGUGCUCCAGCUGCCAUGACUUUGGAACCCAAAACUGUGUGUGCUACAAGGGAAUUCUUCUUUGCAAUGUCUGCUCUGGCAAAAAGCAAGUUGCGUCCUUUACUCAGAUGGUUAUCACAUGGAAAACUGAGACUUAUGAGUUUGUAGCUGAUCACAACACAGAUUUCCCUACAGACAAGUUCAAGAAGGUGCAGGGAGAGAAAAUCUUUACAGAUGAGCAGCCAUUGGUACCUCCGAUAGUUAAUUUCCAUAGACAGUCCAUAAAUACAACAUCUCAGGAGGCUUUGGAAUAUCAUCAGUCCGAGCUCUCUUCUUCAAGCCGUAUGUUGAGACAGAGACAAAGCAUUGAGUGGCUGCCCCUAACACGAGUGCAUUAUGAAUGGAAGGAGAGUGAGUACUCAUACUAUGUGUAUGGCAAGGAGAACAGAGUGUACGCUGAGAAAUAUCCACAGAAGUUCCACUGCUCAGUCAUGUAAACUGCAUUGGGGGUGUCACCUGGAACUUAUCUACACAAAGAUUUCUAUGUUUGAUUAGUAGUAGUAGAUUGCCUGAAUACUGGAUUUAUUCUGUGUGUAAGGGCUUGUAAUGAUGAAAAUCCCUUAUAUUCGGAAUCCUUUGGUGAGGUGCUAAAGCUGGCGCACUAUGGUGUGCAAAUGUAAGGAGCACCGGCUGUACAUUCACUGAUACACCCAGCUCAGGGGGGAACAGGCAGCACUGUAAUUAGCACCUACACUGAGCGAGCAGUAAGUACAGGGCUUCUGAUAUACAGUACAUUGCGUCUACAAAUGCUUUUUCCAUACAUAGUGUGGACAAGCUGCACCAGUGGCCUUUUCACUACCUGACAUGUACGGAGCCCUGACUGUUCUUUCUACAUAGCCCUUACUGCCUUGUAUGGCACCCCAACUAACUCUAACUCUGUCAUUAGUAAGGAUUUGUCCACUUGGCGCCCAAUACAUUUUUUCUCUUUAGGGCCUGCUUAUUCAUGUCAGCCCUUUAUCCUGGGGAAAUCAGCUGACUCUGCUUAUAAUGGUGGGGCUACCCUAUGCUGUCUCUCUGCCUUUAUCCCAUUCUAUUACCCUUCCUGUUUUCCACAAUCAUACAUUUUUUGAAUCUCAUAAUAAUAAAGAAAAACCUUUGGGAACAGA